GUCUGGCCUGAAGUUACUGAUCCAGAGAAGUUUGUGUUUGAAGAUGUUGCCAUUGCUACAUAUUUGUUGAUUUUAUGGGGUGAAGAGCGUGCUGAAAAGGGAACAACAACCAAACAGUCCUUUGUGGAUCUUGGCUGUGGAAAUGGCCUCCUAGUUCACAUAUUAAACAAUGAAGGGCAUCCUGGAAAGGGCAUGGACAUUCGCAAAAGAAAGAUCUGGGACAUGUAUGGGCCUGGUACUCAUCUAGAGGAAAAUGCCAUCACACCCAGCAAUGACUUCCUCUUCCCCACCACGGACUGGCUGAUUGGAAACCACUCAGAUGAGCUUACACCAUGGAUCCCUGUAAUAGCAGCCAGGCAAGUCAUCAGCAUAGGACAUUUAGUCCAAGUGUUGAGAAAAUACCUGUUCUCUUGUAAAUGA
This is a messenger RNA of Sinocyclocheilus rhinocerous, 420 nucleotides long. Its product is annotated as probable tRNA (uracil-O(2)-)-methyltransferase. Lineage: Eukaryota; Metazoa; Chordata; Actinopteri; Cypriniformes; Cyprinidae. Gene Ontology annotation, molecular function: tRNA (uridine) methyltransferase activity. The record is from RefSeq and is a predicted model, not a curated record. Gene Ontology annotation, biological process: tRNA methylation. The annotation marks the transcript as partial. The transcript is spliced from 4 exons.